UUACAGUUGGAUUACGUGGUGACGUGUGCGGUCUGCACGCGCUCAGACGCUGGAGACAUCCACAUCCACAAGAAGAAAUGCCAGGAGGUGUUUGCGUCUCCCAGCAAACACGCCAUGGACAGCAAAGGAGAGGAGUCCAAGAUGAGCUACCCCAACAUCUUCUUCAUGAUCGACAACUUCGAGGAGGUGUUCAGCGACAUGACGGUGGGCGAGGGGGAGAUGGUGUGUGUGGAGCUGGUUGCGAGCGAUAAGAGCAACACCUUCCAGGGAGUCAUCUUCCAGGGCUCCAUCCGAUACGAGGCGCUGAAGAAGGUCUACGACAACCGGGUGAGCUAACGUGCUAACAGGCUUACGUGCUAACAGGCUUACGUGCUAACAGGCUUACGGGCUAACAGGCUUACCUGCUAACGGGCUAACAGGCUAAGGAGCUAACGGGCUAACAGGCUAAAGAGCUAACAGGCUUA
Notothenia coriiceps (black rockcod) is the source of this 464-nucleotide messenger RNA. RefSeq lists its product as uncharacterized. The record is from RefSeq and is a predicted model, not a curated record. The annotation marks the transcript as partial. The transcript is spliced from 3 exons. Lineage: Eukaryota; Metazoa; Chordata; Actinopteri; Perciformes; Nototheniidae.